GUUUCGUAGUUUCGAGAACAAACUAGACUCCCCUCACCACACAGACAAAUAUCUACCACAGCACGGUUCACGACCACAGAGUGCAUGAGUAACUAAGCAUUGGUGAUGGUGAUUGUGCAGCAAAUUACAUUCAUAUUUCAUACAUUGUUUAGUGGUUGUUUCUAGAAUUUAGUCAAUUUAUAUUGAUUUUUGUGAUAAUAGUGGUAUUCUUACUAUAUUAAAUUACUUACAAGAUUUUUGUAAGAAAUCAAGAUGGUGAAAGAAACCACUUAUUAUGAUAUUCUGGGUGUCAAGCCCAACUGUACAACAGAUGAACUGAAGAAAGCAUAUAGAAAGCUUGCAUUAAAAUACCAUCCUGACAAGAACCCCAAUGAGGGUGAGAGGUUCAAACAGAUCUCACAAGCAUAUGAAGUACUUUCAAAUCCAGACAAGAGAAGAAUCUAUGACCAAGGUGGGGAACAAGCGCUGAAGGAGGGUGGCGCGGGCGGCAGUGGGUUCUCAUCACCCAUGGACCUGUUCGACAUGUUCUUCGGCGGCGGCUUCAGCGGCGGGCGGCGGCGCGGGCGUGAGCGCAAGGGCAAGGACGUCAUCCACCAGCUGUCCGUCACGCUGGAGGAGCUCUACAAGGGCGCCGUGCGCAAGCUGGCGCUGCAGAAGAACAUCAUCUGUGAGAAGUGCGAAGGCAGGGGUGGAAAGAAGGGUGCAGUGCAAGUGUGCCCCACGUGCCGCGGCACAGGCAUGCAGGUGCAGAUCCAGCAGCUGGGCCCCGGCAUGAUCCAGCAGAUCCAGACCGUGUGCAGCGAGUGCCGCGGCCAGAGGGAGAUCAUCGACCCUAAGGACCGCUGCAAAGUGUGCCAAGGACGAAAAACAGUGCGCGACCGUAAGAUCCUCGAGGUUCAUGUGGAUAAAGGCAUGACAGACGGACAGAAAAUAGUGUUUAGCGGCGAGGGUGACCAAGAGCCCGAAUUGGAGGCUGGGGAUCUUAUUAUUGUUUUAGACGAGAAGGAACAUGAGAUAUUCAAAAGAUCUGGUAAUGACCUUGUAAUCAGACUUAAUAUUGAACUGGUGGAGUCGCUGUGCGGCUUCCAGAAGGUGAUCCGAACCCUGGACGACCGGGACAUCGUGAUCACGGUCAUGCCCGGAGAGGUCACCAAGCAUGGGGAAGUCAAGUGCGUCUUGAACGAAGGAAUGCCUAUGUAUAAGAAUCCAUUUGAGAAAGGACAACUCAUCAUACAGUUCAUAGUCAAUUUCCCUAAUUCUAUUCCGCCUGAAGUCAUUCCUGCAUUGGAGAACUGCCUGCCACCUAGACCCAUGGUGGAGAUCCCCGAGCUGGCGGAGGAGUGCCACCUGAUCGAGCUGGACCCGGAGCAGGAGGCGCGGCGUCGGCGCCAGCACGGCGCCAGCGCCUACGACGAGGACGACGACCACCCCGGCGUCAACCGCGUGCAGUGCGCCACCGGCUAGGCGCCACGCUCAACCGACAUGCGUGUAGUGACGAGCUUGGCCGCGUUUCCCUCGACUCUAAGGCUGAGAUCUAUAGAGCACACUCUGACUAUGCUCAAACUUAAGACACUGUCAAAACGAGACAGCGAUACUGCUACCAUAAAUCUAUCUCCUUUUAACUGAAAAUUAAGUCUAAGCAAAGUCAAAGUGUGUUCUAUAGAUUUCAACCUAAAGCCGAGGUCGCACUGGCAAAGGGACAACGACCCGACAGCGAUCCCCGCUAAAACAAACUCCUAUAAACUUAUUGGAGUGGCCACAUCAACCUAAACGACGAGGAUGUGGCCACCUCCAUAAUGUUUCUAGAAGUCUGUUUUAGCGGGACCGUCGUCGUCUUGCCAGUGCGGCUUCGGUUCUUAUGGUAAGCCACACUGCGAAAUUUCACCGCGCGAUAUUUCUCGUAGAAUCCUGUGACAUAGAAAUUAGACGAAGCC
Maniola jurtina (meadow brown) is the source of this 1934-nucleotide messenger RNA. RefSeq names its product dnaJ homolog subfamily A member 1 (gene Droj2). Gene Ontology annotation, cellular component: cytosol; cytoplasm. Gene Ontology annotation, molecular function: ATP binding; Hsp70 protein binding. Gene Ontology annotation, biological process: response to heat; protein refolding. The coding region runs from base 253 to 1464 and encodes 403 amino acids. The transcript is spliced from 8 exons. The record is from RefSeq and is a predicted model, not a curated record. NCBI's taxonomy places the organism in Eukaryota, Metazoa, Arthropoda, Insecta, Lepidoptera, Nymphalidae.